UUAGCACAUAGACGGAGAUGCCGGAGGAUAUCACGAGACACAGAUAGCACCAGAGAGACGGAGAGAAUCUUUCCGCGCGAAAAACAAGAACAGAUCGAGAGAGAGAAAGCUGGAAGCAUAUGUCUUCGUCGAAUGAGUAGAAAACUGCAACCACCUUCUCUUCUUUCUCUAGCGAUUGAGUCUGGUAUUCGUAAUAUCUCUCGUAUCCCCGAUCUUUCUCCUCUUCCUGAUCAUGUCGUCUUUGACCUCUUCCAGGGAACAGUGAGAGAAGGAAAGCUGAAUGACAAGAUUCUGAAAGUGUUUAUAGCUACUGACAACAAAGAAGUUUUAACCUACAUUCAAAAGCUUGGUAUUAAGCGUGUCGUUCUUCCAGUUCUCCCAACUAGAUGUUCUGGAAAGUUUGAGUUUUAGUGUUGUUGGCAUUCGAAGAGCUGUCUGAUAAUUUUAUAAUUCAAAAGGGUUGCUUGCCGGUGGUUUUUGCAAUUCUUGUUUCGCUUUUGGCUUGGUUUUUACUUUGUGUCUAGACAAAAUGUCAGAUUCUGCUGUGCCAGAUAAUGAAGUUGAUGUGGUAAUUGCUGUGCUUGGAGCAGACAUUUCAUCCUUUUUGGAGGAAUGGAGGGCAUUCUUUUCACGUUUCCAUUUGAUCAUUGUCAAAGAUCCUGAUCUGAAGGAUGACCUAAAAAUACCUAAUGGCUUUGACCAUGUUGUUUACACAAAA
Molecule: messenger RNA, 718 nt
Organism: Papaver somniferum (opium poppy)
Lineage: Eukaryota; Viridiplantae; Streptophyta; Magnoliopsida; Ranunculales; Papaveraceae
Exons: 3
Coding region: 133-411 (92 amino acids)
Source: RefSeq, a predicted model, not a curated record